AUGGUAGUUCAUGUUCAGGCUCAGAAUAAGGAUGUUAUUGGAUCCUCUAUUAAUAAAAACUGGUGUUUCUUAAAUAAUGAUAUUAAUGACAGUUCAGGUAGAAUUUGGGUAGGAUGGAACCCUCUUAAUUUUUCAAUCAAUUUGUUACACUCUGCCUCUCAAGCUAUAUUUCUGGAAGUUACUACUUGUAGGAAUCUUAAGUUUGUUGUGACCUUUGUUUAUGGUGAUAAUGAUAAUACAAACAGAGUUGCUAUAUGGAAUGAUUUAAUUGCUUUUUCUGGUGGUUAUGAUCUCCCUUGGGUGGUUUUAGGGGAUUUUAAUGAAAUUCUAAACUUUAAUGAGAGAAUUGGUAGUAAUAGUAGUAGCAGUCAUAUCUCAUCUAUGAAUCACUUCAAUCAUUGUGUUGAGAUUUCCCAGUUAUUUGAUCUUCCUUUCUCGGGUGAUUUUUACACUUGGUCGAAUAAGCUGAUUGACCCUGGUAGAAUAAUGUCAAAAAUUGACAGAGUAUUGGCCAAUAUUGAAUGGACGUCUGUCUUUACUCAAUCUAAAGAUGAUUUCUUAGCUCCAGGCAUCUCAGAUCAUUCCUCUAUGGUUGUUUCUGUGUAUGAGAAGCGGCUUCAUGGUCCUCCUCCUUUUCGCUUCUUUAAUUAUUUAACUAAUGAACCUGAUUUUCUUGAUAUUGUGAGAAGUGUUUGGGAAGAGAAAGUAAAUGGAAACCCUAUGUUUAUUCUUGUCUCUAAAUUGAAGAAGGUGAAAAAACGAUUGAUUACUCUAAGAAGAGAAAGAUUUGUUAAUGUCUCCGAAGCUGUGCCUGAAGCUAAGCAAGAAAUGAUCAAUGCCCAAGCUGCAAUUCAGAGUAAUCCUUUAAGUGCUAGUGUUGAUACCGAGGAUAAGAGUGUUGUGCGUAGUGGUUCUCCUGGAAUUAAUGAUCCUGCUUCUGAUUUUAUUCAAUUUUCUAAGAUUGUUAGUACAGAUGAUGCUGCUCGGCUUAUUUCCUCUAUUUCUAGGGAUGAAAUUGUUCAUGUUUUGUCUUGCACUGGCUCUAGUAAAGCUCCAGGCCCUGACAGAUUUACAAGUCAUUUCUUCAAAGUGUGCUGGUUCAUUGUUGAGGCUGAUUUCAUCAGAGCUAUUCAGAAUUUUUUCACUAGCUUCAGAUUGUUGGGUGAGAGACAAGGGCCUCCUAGAUGUGCCUUAAAAAUCGAUAUUAGGAAGGUUUAUGACACUGUAAGUUGGGAUGAUGUCGUGUUGUGUUUGAAAAGAUUGGGUUUCCCAGAUAUUUUUAUUUCCUGGAUUUAUAAUUGCAUCUCUACUGCGAAGUUUGCUGUUCUCGUUAACGGAUCCCCUUAUGGGUAUUUUUCAUCUAGUAGAGGCCUUCGUCAGGGAUGCCCUCUAUCCCCUUAUUUGUUUGUCAGUGUUAUGGAAAUUCUAAGUUUAUCUCUUAAGUACCAGGUGGAUAUAAGAAGAUAUGAUAUUCAUCCUAGAUAUAAGCUUACAAACCUUACUCAUUUGUGUUUCGUGGAUGAUAUUUUAGUGUUUUUCAAGGGCUCUAUUUCUGCAUCUACUUCUCUUAAAUCAGCCAUUGAUGAUUUUAGUCAGUUUUCUGGGCUUGAAAUAAAUAAAUCUAAGACAGCUCUUUACUCUUCUGCUGUGAAUCCUUCAGAGCUUGCUCAGAUUGUUACUUGUUUAGAUUGUAGUACUGAUGAAUUACCUAUGAGGUAUCUUGGUGUUCCCCUCAUUACUUCAAAAUUAUCCUACCAAAAUUGCCUUCCUUUAAUUUUGAAAGUCUCGAAAAGAGCUAAAUCCUGGAAGUCUAAGAAGUUAUCUUAUGCAGGUAGACUGUUUUUGAUUAAAAUUGUCUUAAUGAGAAUGAUAUUCUUUUGGCUUUCUUGCUUUAUUUUACCAAAAAGAGUUUUUAAGGAGCUAAACUCUAUUUUCAAGAGAUUCUUGUGGGCUGGAGUAGAUUUGGGGAAGACUUAUCACCCAAUAAAGUGGAGUGUUGUUUGCAGUACUUAUAAUAAAGGGGGGCUUGGUGUAAGGGAUAUUCAUAUUGCUAACUGUGCUGCUAAUCUUAGACAUAUGUGGGAUAUUGUGAGUGGAAAGAGCACUAUUUGGACGACUGGGUUCAAAAAAAUCUCAUCAAAGGGUGUAGUUUUAAGAGUUAACUCUAGGGAAGUUGUUGCUGCUACUAAGGGAGGUGUCCCUGCAAUUUCUGUUAAUGCCCAUGAACUUCAGGGUGUGGAGUUAGGCUUUAACCUUGCUAUUAUGAGAGGAUUUAAGAAAGUCCAUUUAGCCAUUGAUUCAAUGGAAACCAAUAGAGCUGCAGAUUGUUUAGCAAGUUACCAUCCUCCCAUUAAAUGGGUUGAUAUUGGUGUUGAGGAUUUCUCGCCUGAGUUAUGUGAGAUUAUUAAAGAGGAUAGUGAGGGAAAGUUGUAUCCCCGUAGUUAG
Messenger RNA from Papaver somniferum (opium poppy), 2445 nucleotides. RefSeq lists its product as uncharacterized. The transcript has 5 exons. The record is from RefSeq and is a predicted model, not a curated record. Lineage: Eukaryota; Viridiplantae; Streptophyta; Magnoliopsida; Ranunculales; Papaveraceae. The coding region runs from base 1 to 2445 and encodes 814 amino acids.